CUCUGGGGGACAAACUUGCAUCACGAAUCGCAAGGUAACUGGCUUCACCACGUGUACUUUAACGAGUCCGCCCCCUGGGGGGUCCCUGUAUUCGCCUUCCGAAGAGGGUAGGGCUCGUUUCCCCAUCACUUCUACCUCUUUCCUCUCUCCCCAUCUUCGUCGUGACUCCACUUGCAGGCUCCCCUCUUUUGCUUUCGGUGAUUGGAAUCGGAGAGUUGCGGGAUGAAUCCCUUGUUGGUAGUUGUGUUCGCACGAUCUCAAUUGCGGUGUUGAGGACGAGGCCUGGAUGAGGAAUGGUGCAUGAGAUCUUGCGAGAUUUCUGAAUCCGUGGGAGUGGGCGCGAGUUGAGUCGCAGGGGUUUGGCACGGGGAUGGGCUCGUUUUGGUCCGACGAGGACCGGCAGGUGGCGGUGGCUGUGCUUGGCCACCAGGCCUUCGACUACCUCAACGCUCUGCAUACGUCCUUGUCCGAUGGCCACCUCACCGCCGUUGGGGGCGGGGACGCCGACCUCCAGACGAAGCUCCAGGACCUCGUCGAGGGCACUUCCUCAUCCUGCUCUUCCGUCUCCGCCUGGGCCUACGCCAUCUUCUGGCAGAUCUCCCGGUCCGGGUCCGGUGACCUUGUCCUCUGCUGGGGCGAUGGCCACUGCCGCGAACUCAGUGACGGAGAGGAGGAGGGCGGCAUCCAGCGCCUCCCCCUCGACGGCGCCAACCAGAAGAUGCGGAAGCGGGUGCUCGAGAAGCUCCACACGUUCGCCGGCGGCUCCGCCGACGAGAACUAUGCGCUCCGGCUCGACCGCAUCACCGACGCGGAGAUGUACUUCCUGGCGUCCAUGUACUUCUCGUUCCCCAAAGGGGAGGAUGCCCCGGGGAAGGCGCUUGCGUCGGGAAAGCACAUAUGGAUCUCGGAGGCGGGGCUGAACUCGCCGGUGUGCUCCAGUUACUGCGUCCGGACGUUUCUUGCGAGGUCGGCGGGGUUCCGGACGAUCCUCUUCGUGCCGUUCGACACCGGAGUGCUUGAACUGGGUUCGAUGGAUCCGGUGCCGGAGAGCUUCGAAGCGCUGCACACGAUUAGGUCGGUGUUCGGUCAAGGCCGUAAUAAGGCGGCGGCGGCGCUGGCGGCCGGGGAGAAGAUAGGUGAGAACCACGGCGCUGUUUCGGCUUCCCGUUUCGGGGUCGGCGGCCACGUCGCGGAGUAUCCAAAGAUCUUUGGGAGGGACUUGCGCCUUGGGCACGCUCAGCUCAACGAGAGGGCCAGGGCUUUGAUCGUGAAGCCGGAACAGAGGCCAUCGGAGUUGAUCACGAAGCAUGGAGAUCACCAUCAAAAUAUCCCGCCCACCAAUGGUGCGACGGUGCUCCAAUGGAAUCAGAGUCGCAUCGCGACCUCUCACCAGCAGAAGGUUGGCAAUGGCGCACCACCACAUGGUCGGCAUAUUAGCGGGGUUGUCGGUCAAGACCUCCUCCGGAAGAACCAAUCCCAGCCUCAGAAGCCGCCGCCGCCUGCGCCGCAACCGCGUCGCCAGCAACCGAUGCCGCAUCCGCUGCCACAGUCGGGGCAAAUCGAUUUCAGCACAGGGGAAGCUAAUUCUGCUUCUGUUGGCGUCUCGGUCGGUCGUUUGGGAGCGGUGGACACGGAGCUCUCGGAUGUCGAAGCCCCAUGCAAAGAGGAUAAACCAAGCACGAUGGAGGAGCGGAAGCCAAGGAAGAGGGGCCGGAAGCCCGCAAACGGCCGGGAAGAGCCUCUCAACCAUGUGGAAGCCGAGCGCCAGAGGAGGGAGAAGCUCAACCAGAGGUUCUACGCCCUACGCUCGGUGGUGCCCAAUAUCUCCAAGAUGGACAAGGCCUCCCUGCUCGGCGAUGCCAUAUCCUACAUCACCGAGCUCCAGAACAAGCUCAAGGAGAUGGAGGCGGAGAGGGAGAUGUGGGGCGACCCGUCAUUCAUGGACCGCAAGCGCCGGGCUUACAUGCAUCCUGAGAUCGAUGUCGAGGCAGCACAGGACGAGGUUAUCGUUCGCAUGAGCUGCCCGCACGACGUGCACCCCGUCUCCAAAGUCAUCCAAGCUCUCAAGGACCUGCAGAUCGAUGUGGUGGACUCGAAGGUUGCUGCAAACAGCGACAGUGUCCUGCACACGUUUGUAGUGAAAUCGCCGGGCGCAGAGCAGCCCACCAAGGAGAAGCUAAUUGCCGCUCUUACGCAGGAGUUGAACGCCACAUAACCGCCGACAGCCACAGUGGAAGACGUUACAGCAAUGGAACAUUGUGGAUGUUUAUACUUGUACCAGUAUUCAACAAAGCUAUAAUCUGUAAGCGCACUCACCAUAUUUGCCAAGAGUUGCAUAAGCUAGUAAUCAAGCAUAGCCAUCUUUAACUUGCAUUCAUCGAUCUCUUCUUUUCCUCCCCCAGUCAUAGUCAGUCAGAUCACAUCUUCGAUUGCUUGACUCCUUAUGUUCUCUAGCCGCCGCUUGCAGCAGUUCUAAAGAGGAGUUGAACUUGCAGCCUUCUUGGAGUAGGUGUUUGAUUUACUGCAAGAUAGAUGGAUGGCAUAGAGCUUCACACUUUUGGUUGAAACUUUGUUCCAUCAUCUAUCUAUGCAAAACCCUGAUGUCAAAUUGGCAUUCUAUUCCUGUGACUUUAUAUUUUAUGCCAAGGGAUCUAGCUGCAAUGCUGAUGGAAAAGGAGUGCCCAAGUAUCUUAUCAAGAAAAAGCAGUGGAUAAUAUAGGCCUGUUAAAUUUCUGCAUGGUGUCCAUGGUUGUGGCCUUCUUUUCAGAGGUAACUUCUGGUGCUAGAUGACGAUUCUUGAGAAAGAGAAUAUAUUCACUUGGUAUUGCUGGAUAUGUUGGUGACACUCGACCACUUUAGAACAAUUAAAAAAAGGUAACACAAGCUUUUGUUUCAGGUUCAGAAUCAUUAAAAAAGAAAACACCUGGCUAAUCUUUGACGUUGCAGGUUUUCUGAGCUGAAUAUGAUGCUACCAUCUCAUUAGAAGGCUGGUUAUUGAUUCCAUUUGAGAACAAAAUUUCCUCUGUUCUGGAAAUUUAUAUUUUAUGUUUUCUACUGAAGCCAUAUGCACUAAUUCCUUGUUUUUUUUUGCUUCACAAUGGAUUUUUUCAUGUGAUUCAGAACUUUGAUGCUGUUUUUAGUGGAUAGCUUUUGGUGGCUGAUCCUCAUCUAUGUUGUUAAAAGGCAGCUGCCCAUGUUUUUCUUGUGUCACAGCAUCACUUGCUUUUUGUUGAGGUUUUGUUUGUUGUGAAUUGGGUUUGGCUGUGAUCAUGACAUUGGACCAAUGCUUGCACUGCUUGAAGUCAUAUGUGGCUUCCUUUUGAUGUCAGAUUAAGUUGAGGAUUUGCACCAAUGACACUUCAGAUGCAAAAAUAUCUUUUAGUCAUCAUGAACUUGUGGAAUUCAUUCAAUAUGCAUUAUUUUUUCUGGAUUCCAUUUCAAUUGAUAUGUUUGGCAUGUGACAAUAGAACAGGACAUGCUUCUUGGUGGCCCACUGUGUUUUCAUCAUGUUGACUGUGUGGAUGAGCCUGGGCCUCCCAGCCAAGCUUCUAAUACAAUAUAAGAAGCACAUGGUUCCUGUUUCUUUGCCAUUCCAGGAGUGCUGCUGUUUCAGGGCAACAAGAAGCUGUGGGUAUGAGAUCAUUUACUUGGCUCAUCUUUUCCUUCACAUGCAAAUAGAAAUAAUAAUCUUUUAUGGUCUCCAAACAUAUAUGUGAGCUAACAUAGAACUGAUGGGAUAGCAGAACUUUGGCAUAAUUGGGUACUCGAUUUGCAAGAAAGAGAAACCCUUUAACAUGAAAGAAGGAUGAAGAGGGUACUCCCAGUUUGGUGGUAUAGCUGUAUAUUUGGGUCACUUCUUAUAGAUCAAGUAUCUGAAUUCUCAUUGUGACAUGUUGUGCUUUCAUUGUCCUUUUCCCUUUCUCAGAUCGAGUUUGCUGCAUCUGUGUGGUCCUUCAAAAUCAUAAAUGUAUCUUCUAAUGCUUUGAUAGGUUUGCGGUUGAUCGAUGACCCACGUUUCCUAUAUUGAAACGACAAGAACAGACACUACGCUUGAUCUUUUCAUCCCCAAGGCUUUUUGACAUCAUCAGCAUCUCUGAAUCGGACAGUACAGACCUCUGUGGUGAAUGCAAAUAAGCCGAAAGGCAGGUAUUAUUAAGCAUGGAAUGAAUCAGAAGAAUUAAAUGGAGAUGAUGAAUAUUAGAUGAACAUAUGAAUUAUCCUUUCAUGAUUUUUGUACUUGAUUUUCUCAAUUUUAGUUUCUCAUGUAUGUAUACUCAUAUUGGUGUAGUCUAUCGGUCGAUUAUCGACACAUUGAAAUUUUAAUCAACAUUAACAGUGUUGAAAAUUAUUACGACU
Molecule: messenger RNA, 4356 nt
Organism: Musa acuminata AAA Group (dessert banana)
Lineage: Eukaryota; Viridiplantae; Streptophyta; Magnoliopsida; Zingiberales; Musaceae
Product: transcription factor MTB2
Exons: 2
Coding region: 371-2215 (614 amino acids)
Biological process (GO): regulation of DNA-templated transcription
Cellular component (GO): nucleus
Molecular function (GO): protein dimerization activity; DNA-binding transcription factor activity; transcription cis-regulatory region binding
Source: RefSeq, a predicted model, not a curated record